CUGGAUGGAAGUGAUGAGAAUGGAUUGUUAACAACGAAAGCAACAACGAGGAAACCUCAGAACAAAACAGAAGGAAACACUGGAGAAAUCGAAUUCCUAUUUCUGAAUUUAUUAUGUAUCAAUAGAUGCUGUUUCUGUGGGAUAUUAAAGUUUUAAAGGACGGUGGAGAAAUAAAAUACAAUUUUGGAUAAACUUCAGCACCACAUUUCAAGCGAAUAAAUCAAUCUUUCAACCUGUGAAAACAAGCCAACAACAAUUAAAUCAUGUCUGAAGUAACCACAACUACGGAUAACAAAGUGAAAAAACCAGUUCAUCGUUCUAGAUCUUGGAAAAAUGAGAAAAGGGGGAAACUCACUUAUGAUUGUCAAAAAAGUAAUAAAGAUUGUGAGAAGAGAUCGAAAAAUUCCAAGUCAGUCACUACAUCACCAUGUCGACCAACUGAUCAAAACUUUUAUAAUAGCCAGAUACACUCAGAUUUUCAUUCUGGUGAUAUCAAGCCAUCCAAUUAUUCUGUAAUGCUUUCCCCUGAAGCAAUCUCUUCCAUGUCAACACUAUGCGCUCAAACUCCAUCCACAUCACCUUCUUGGUGUUUUCACUCCAGUAGUAGUUGUAAGCUGAUGACAGGCAAAAAUAUGGACACGUUGAAAUCUCCGUUUUAUUUAUCACCUACUUCGAAGACAGUCUCACCCACAGUCAACCCACCUGGUGGAUUCUUUACAACAAACAUUCAGAAUAAAUCACAUCAAGAGGAAAACAGUUGUCCAGCAAUGAAUAACACUCAAACAGAUUCAACAGUCUGCCAUGGAAAUCACAGUGGAAGUGGAACUUCAUCAAUUGUGACUAGUUUGAAGGUUGUUUUCAAUCGAUUUUUUGAUAAUAUACGUAGCAAGAAUAACAAUAUUCCCAGUAAUAAUAGUAAUAACACUAACAGUAACAAUAGUAACUGUAAUAGUAAUAACGAUUGUGUUAACGUCACCCUAUCACGAAAACAAAGUAAGCUACACUUACCGUCACUGGUAAAAUCCACAGUCCAACAGUUUAGUUCAAGUUCACAGCCUUCACCAACAUCACCUUCUGCUGUUAGUUCUAUUGUUUGUAAUUCAUCAGUUGAAAUUGAAAUUCAAGGUGAUAAAUGUAAACGACCUGAUUCUUUAUAUAAGACAAAAUCAAAUGUUUAUUCAUCGGAGAAAAUGUCAAGUGGAGAAAUUAAUACAGACGAAAAUAAAUGUGGUAAUAAUAUCUGGGAUAAUACAAAAGAAUCAAAAGAAACUGAACUUCUAGCUCGAACCCUGUAUGCAACAGUAUCUCGUGAGAUUGAAAUUGAAGCUAAAGAAAAGAGACGCAGACAACAACAUUCUUCUGUAGGAGCACGUCCAUCAUCCCACUUCACCUGUUGUUACCAUGUUCGUCCAUAUGAUGAGAGGUCGAAUCAUUCAAAUGCAGAUAGUCCUAAUCAGUCAUAUACCGAAAAGAAGGUAUCACCUGGUUCUUCAUAUCAUACAGACAAGUUAGAAGACGGUAUCAAUAUCCAUAAUAAUGAUAGUAACAGUAAUAAUAACUAUUAUAUACCAAACACAACACCUACUGACCCAAUCCCCAUGAAACAGUCAGUAAAUUCAACAUCACACUUCCAGUGUUCUCAAUCAUUUAACCAUCAUCGUCUACCAGUGAGUCGACCGAAUUCAAACACCUCACCACCGCUUACACUAAGACAAUUAUCCACUGUACGCAGUAGAUAUGAACAAAGUGAAUAUGGUACUGUAGAGAAUGAAACUCCCAGAAAGUUAACUAAAAGUUCCACAAGCAAUCAAUUAGACAAUCUUCUAGAUUCAAAUGAAGUCAAUAAUUGUCUUGGAGAUAAAAUUCCAUCCCUGUCACCGAUAUCAAUAUUAUCAUCGUUAUCAUCAACCAGUGAACGACCAAAAUUCUAUAGUAGUAAUCUGAUUGCACUUCAUAAUCCGAAUAACUAUUAUUAUAAUGAUGGUAUAAGGCUGAAGUAUAUCACAGAACAAGUUGUACUAGAGAAAUCUACUUCACCUUGUGAAAAUAAAGGUAAAAUGCGAUCUUAUUCAUGGUCGAAAUAUUCAAGUAUUAAUAAAGAAUCAGAUCAGUGUGAAAGUACAAGUAAUACGAACAAAGAAGAUGAAUACAAAGAACCUGACAGUGGAAGACCAUCAGACUGUGAAUUCAAUAUACCAUUUGAUGAUAUCAAAUUGGUCGACUGCUUACUAAAAGGUGAACGCAAAGCAAUAUACAAAGGUUAUUGGCACGGUGAAGUUGAUGUACAUAUUUUUGAAAAUUUAAGUCGUUCAGAAAGACGAAGAUUUUGGCAAGAUGUUACACGAUUAAUGAUGACUAGACAUGAAAAUAUUGCUCUGUUUAUGGGUGUUUGUGUUGAACCGCCCAACUUUGCUAUUGUGACUAGUUCAUGUACAGGUGUUUCUCUGUAUACAAAAUUACACAUAAAACGUGAAAAACUGUCACAUUCUGUGCGAUUACAUCUCCUGCGACAGAUUGCAAAUGCGAUCACUUAUCUGCACAGUCGAACUAAUCCAAUUGUUGUACGUCGAUUGUCGAGUAAAAAUAUUUUCUUAAGGCCUAAAAUGAAUUUAUACCUAACUGACUAUUCUACAGAGGAUUGUGACUAUCAAGUGCCUGGAUUUGUUCCAAUCCAACUGGAUGGUAUCAAGUAUAUUGCUCCAGAACUUUUGCUUACAGUUGAAGAAGAUAUUAUAAAGUUAUGCGGAGAGACUUAUGGUUGUUGUGGUGGGGGUGGUGGCAGUACCUCACAAAUGCCAAUCGAAUGGAAUGAUGAUACAGGCGAAACAACACCACCACCAACAACAACAACUCAUCUCUAUCCAGCAGUGAAAUCAGAACAGACAAGUAAACAACCAAUUCUAGGCUAUAUCAUGAAAUUAUCAAAUCCAUCGUCUGAACUGCACAUGACUGAUAAUAACACUGGUACACAGGAUUCAGAGAUAUUUAAAUCAUGGCCUAAUUUAUUGUCGUCAGGGCGAAAUCAUCAAUCAACCAGUCAACUGACUAAAAAGUCUAUUUCAUUGCCAAAUUUAUAUACAACUCGUCAGAAACUAGAGGAUUCACUUAAACUACCGUAUAAAUCAGUUAAAUACAUCUCGCUGCAUAAAGCCAGUUUUAUCAAGGCUAUCCGACAGUUUUGUACAACAUCGAAACAGUAUAAAAUUGUCGUGAAAACUAUUUACAUCCCUGUAACUGAAUUCACUACCUCCACAGAUAUAUUUGCAUUUGGAACUAUUAUAUUCGAAUUGAAUACUCGAUGUUAUCCUUUCGAAGAAUUUGAUAUAUGCGAGUAUAUUCAGUAUCUGCGGGCUGGUGAGAGAGAUGAAGGCGGUGAGCAUUGUAUACCAAGAUCUGUGAAGAAUUUAAUGCAUAACUGUUGGUCAGGUGAUCCAACAAAAAGACCAUCAAUGAAUACUAUUUCACAAGAAUUAGUCAGAAGUCAUAUAUUGUACAAACGUCAAAACUCUGAUCCAGUUCCCAAAAGAUCUACGAGAUAUCCUGUUAAUGGAUUUUGAAUCUAGUGUCAAAUGAAUAUAUUACAAGUGAAAUUUUUUUUAAAAAAAAGCAACAACAGAGGAAUGCUAUACUACAAUAUUAUCCUAUUUAGGAACAAAUGACUUUUUAAAGAAAAUGCGAUUUAUCACAUCCUCCACAAUGUAUAAUAAGUACCCUAGUUGUAUCUACUUUAGUGUUAACAAUAUAUGAUAAACACCUGAUUACUUUCUGUCUUCUCAUUCUAUAUGGACUAGUGAAGAAUUAGGUAAAG
Trichobilharzia szidati is the source of this 3808-nucleotide messenger RNA. The record is from the annotation of a GenBank genome assembly. Lineage: Eukaryota; Metazoa; Platyhelminthes; Trematoda; Strigeidida; Schistosomatidae.